Cornus florida is the source of this 543-nucleotide messenger RNA. RefSeq lists its product as uncharacterized. The record is from RefSeq and is a predicted model, not a curated record. The transcript is spliced from 3 exons. NCBI's taxonomy places the organism in Eukaryota, Viridiplantae, Streptophyta, Magnoliopsida, Cornales, Cornaceae. The coding region runs from base 1 to 543 and encodes 180 amino acids.
AUGAGUAAAAAUUUUGAAAUGAACAUAGCUGGUGAACUGACUUUCUUUCUAGGUCUCCAAGUGAAACAACUUAAUGAUGGGAUUUUUAUAUCUCAAUCAAAAUAUGCAAAGGAGCUAGUUAAGAAGUUUAGUAUGAAAGAUUCAAAGCAUAUUCAAACUCCUAUGAGUACUUCAUCCAAAUUGGAUAGAGACUCUGAUCCUAACAAUGUUGAUCAUUUCUUGUAUAGGAGUAUGAUUGGCUAUACUGAUGUUGAUUGGGCUGGUAAUAAGGAUGAUAGAAAGAGUAUUUCAGGUGAUUGUUUCUAUGUUGGUACUAAUCUUGUUUCAUGGUACAGCAAGAAGCAAAAUUGCAUAUCAUUAUCGUCUUAUGAGGCUGAAUACAUUGCUGUAGGAACUUGUUGCACACAAUUGCUUUGGAUGAAACAGAUACUUCUGGAUUAUGGAGUUAAUCAAGAUCAUAUGUUUUUGGAACUUGGUGGUGAUUUUACUACACUUACUAAGUUUGUGGAACUUCAAAGAAUUGAUCUUGGUUAUUUCUGUUGA